AUGGAACAUUCUCUGGAAUACUAUCGCCAAGCCGCAGCUGAUAGUAGUGACGACUCAGACUGUGACCUCUUGAAGUUAGAUCCAGUUUUCCAAUCCAGGAAGAAGCCAAAGCAGCACGAAACUGACUCUCCAUCAAGCAUUGUAUCGCUUAGUCAAAGCUCUUUAGAGAGCAAUUCAUCUGCACCAAGACAACAAGCUAUCUCCCGCAAACCUGCGUUGUCAGAAGAACAAAUUGAAGCCAAAGCGCAAGAAUUGAUCAAGGGUUUGAAGUACCCAGGACUCGGUGAUACAAAUCGCGCUGAUCAGCUUGGUUGGCACAAGGCUCCGAAACAGAAGAGAGCCAAAGAGAAUACUUGGUACCCCUGCCGACUUUGCAAGCCGGACGAAAGAAUCGGAUUGAUGCAAGAUUCUUCACGGGACAAAAUAAUGGUUCGAUAUCUUGGGUAUCAAAGUGAUACAGCACACUGGCAUGCUUUUCUCAAGGAGAAAGAAUACAUCCCACUCACCUUGGAGAAUAAAGAAAGCGGGAUGGAUACGUACAUCAGACACUUGAAAAAGCAUUUCAAGGAUGAUGAAGUUGGCUUUAGAGCGGAAAUUUUGGCAGUACGUGAAAUGUGGAGAACUGUCCAAGAAAGAGAGGAAACUUCCAUUUCUAAGGCCAAAUCCACGACAAAGAAAGCAACCAAGACGCAAAGCAAACCCUCUACACCACGACAAGCAACCUUGAAUCGAAAGCUGUCUCAUUAUUGUGAGAGCUCGGACGAGGGAAAUAGCGACAAUGAUCUCGACUUGUAUGGACUAGAUAAACGCGCUGCAUCAAAAAGGAUACCUCUAAAAGCAGGAGAUGUCAUUGAGUAUUAUGAUCCAAUCGGCGUGGCGGGCAAGUCCCAAUGGCUGAAGUCCGCGAUCAUUCUUGGCGUUGUCGCAAAAGCCAAAAAGUUUCCAUUAAAUUUGGACAGUGGAGACUUGCUCGAUCGCCAAUCACGGAUCAAGCGUGUGAAGCGAUUGUACAAAGGCAAAUUGAAGGCGUGUCAAGAUGCGACAUUCAAAGACGUGAACGAUUAUGGUCUCAGAACCAGUGGUACAACGGAGAUGAUUGGGAUCAACACCAAGAUCCAAAAAGCAAAGCAAAUUCGAAAAGACUUCGCCGCUGGAGUUGAUAACUUUUGGAAGGCAGGUUCGAUAGAGAGCAAUGAAGACGAUAAAGCGACCUCCAACUCAAAUGCUACCGUUUCCACACAAAUUCGUCUACCAGGGUUGCUGCAGCACAUUCAAAAUGAAAUGGCAACGAACCCGCAAUAUGACCCACCCAUUCGACCAGAACAGCUGGACGUGGUAAUGCGUGUUCGGGAGUGUCUACAGCAAAAGAUUGAUGUUGCGAAUGACAGCAGCGCAACUAUCAAAUCUAUCAUCCCGUUCCUCGCUACAAGGCUGCAACUAGAGCUCGAAAGUCUUGACAAAUUUCUAAACAGCAUUGAAGAUAUGAAUCUAAGCGAUGCAGAGAAGAUGGAAGUGAUAAAAGCUCUGCAGUCCUGGUUAGAAGAUCCAAGUCUAGACAUUUCGCAUGAAACUUUGAGAACUGACAGUAGAGCCCCUCCUAGUCUUGCAAAGGAGGCAGAAAGUCGACGAAUGAAUUGCCCUCUUGCAACGAGGAAUCAAAACACACACAAAAAGGAGUCCAGAAGAAUGUCUCCUCGAAUACCGAAGUCACAGCGAUGGUAG
Messenger RNA from Cylindrotheca closterium, 1722 nucleotides. Lineage: Eukaryota; Bacillariophyta; Bacillariophyceae; Bacillariales; Bacillariaceae. The record is from the annotation of a GenBank genome assembly.